This is a messenger RNA of Drosophila busckii, 744 nucleotides long. RefSeq names its product calmodulin-A. Gene Ontology annotation, molecular function: enzyme regulator activity; calcium ion binding. The transcript has a single exon. NCBI's taxonomy places the organism in Eukaryota, Metazoa, Arthropoda, Insecta, Diptera, Drosophilidae. The record is from RefSeq and is a predicted model, not a curated record. Bases 124 to 627 code for a protein of 167 amino acids.
UCCACACUUAACAUUCAAGCGUUAACAAUUUAGUUGCUUCACAAAAACUACAAACACAUUCGGCAAGUUCAAGUCAAACUAGAAACGCAAAAUCUGCUUUAGGGAAUUAACUAGUUGGGCAUAAUGUCUCAGUUGCAUCGGCAGAGUGAGUUCCCACCGGAGCGCCAAUCGAAAAUGAAAAGGUCGGAGCUGACUGAUGAGCAAAUAGCCGAGUACAAGGAGGCCUUCGCCUUGUUCGAUAAGGCGGGCGAGGGCACAAUUAAUAGCACAGAGCUGGGCACGCUUAUGAAGUCGCUGGGCCAGAAUCCCACCGAAGCUGAGCUCAAGGAUCUGGUUAACGAAGUGGAUGUAAAUGGCGAUGGCCUGAUUGACUUCAGUGAGUUCUGCACGCUGAUGAACAAGCACAGCAGCGAAGGUGACAGCGAUGAGGAGCUGCGCGAAGCAUUCAAGAUCUUUGACAAGGACGAGGACGGCUUUAUAUCGCCCGCCGAGCUGCGCUUUGUCAUGGUCAAUCUGGGCGAGAAGCUAACCGACGAAGAGAUCGACGACAUGAUACGUGAAGCAGACUUCGAUGGCGAUGGCCUUAUUAACUAUGAUGAGUUUGUCUAUAUGAUCACCCAGCGAUAAGCCAGAGAGGCAGAGCAAAUUUCAAAACAAACAUAACUUGCAGUUGCAAUAGUUCAAAUUAAAGUUUUAACAGUUCAAGUGGUUCUGCACAUUUCUGUGGCUACUUCCAUUAACAAA